This is a messenger RNA of Polypterus senegalus (gray bichir), 3610 nucleotides long. RefSeq lists its product as uncharacterized. The transcript is spliced from 8 exons. Lineage: Eukaryota; Metazoa; Chordata; Cladistia; Polypteriformes; Polypteridae. The record is from RefSeq and is a predicted model, not a curated record. Bases 15 to 824 code for a protein of 269 amino acids.
GCCCGCAGACAGCUAUGACAAAAGCAACCUGCCUGAAACUUCUAACUUUAAUAUUGAUCAUAUUCAUUAUAUGUCUUCCAGAGUUUUUCAACAAUCAACAAAGUUUUACAUUCUCAUGUGUCAGAAUUUGUCCCAAGGAAUUUUCAGUUCAAGAUUUUGUCAACAUCUCCCAUCUCUGGUUCUGCCAGAAAGACCAUCAACAGGGAAACAUCAAAUCUGAAAGCUUCGCAAAUAUUUCUUCAACCACUGGCCGAGGUGGGAGUAUCUUCUGCAUACUAGGAGACAUGAAGAAUCACACCUACUCACAGUGGUCAUCAAGGGCUUGUAACAAUCACACUCAGGUGCGCUGUCAUGAAGCUGUAUCAGUUGGGUCUAAUGACAAUACAACUUUGGAGAUCACUGUGACAGCCCCUCUUCAGCCAGAAAGUCACAUCUUUUUAAACUACAUAACCAACAGUUUUUGCUAUAGUGUGGAAAGUUGCCAUGUUCACCCCUCAAACAUGACGCAGCUGACUUCAUUAAACUACACUUGUCGGGUCUUUUGUGAGGAGCAGAUUUCUGGAAAUGUGACUCUUCUAUUCCAGUGUUCCAUUCAAAGUACAGAAGAUUAUCUGACUCUACGAAUAGUUUGGGUGACCCUAAUGCUAACAGUCAUUCUAAUGAUUCUCUCCAUUGCUUCAAGUCAAUUAUUGUGCCCCAGAGAGCAAGGGUGUGUGAAAUAUUGCCCAUACCAUAAGGUACUACAGACAUCAGGGCAUGAGCCAGCGGGUGAGGAGACUUUAUAUGUGAAUGUUGGAGAAGCACAAAGGACAAAUCAGCAGUGAAAUGCAUUUUGUCACAGCUACUCUCUCAAGCGGUUGUAGAAGAAAUGCAAAGAUAGGCAGAAAUUGCUGGAGCACAUGACUGGAUCUGAGCCAACAGCUACAACAGCAGAGAUUUCACCUACAGCACCCUGUGCAGUUUUGCAUGAAAAGGUUCACUAUUAAGCUGCCCAUGACUGUUUGGAAGGAUUUCCAUGAACUGCUACUGGAAUCUGAGAGAAAAAGGAAGACAAUUUGGUAUAAUGUGCCUGACUCACACUUCCAAAACUGAAGAAAAAAAAAAAAAAACCCAAAGGAGAUUUUUUAUGAGCCAUCUUCUAAAGUACAUUUGGACAAUGGAGUCAUAUGAGUUACCCUUUGAAAUAAACUUUACACCAUGUGAUACCUUGAUCAUUUUAACAUUUAGUAUGAGGUUCAGUGGCCAAACCAAUUUUAACGGUAAACAUUAUGACAUUUGUGGGGACGAACAGUUAAGAAAAGUCAUAGAUUACUGCUCAUUUCAAGACGUUAGGAAUAUGUUGGCUGGUGCCACAACAUUGGCUUGGUGUGAGUGAACAUGGAAGUGUGCGGGAGGGAGUGUGGACAGCCUGAUGGAGAACACUGUCUGGACCCUGCAGUGGAUUAAACAGUUCCAGAAACUCAAUGAAUCUCCUGUGGUCCUCACUAUCACAAUCCCUUUUACUCAUUUUGUCCCUGGGGUGUGUCGUCUGUUUCACAUUCUUCUUUUUUGACGUGUCUAUGCUUCUGUGUUCAGCUUUUAUUCAAAACAUUUUAUUCAUGGAGAAGCCUGGCCCUUUGAGGCUCUCCCAUAAUGAUAGGUCUGGCACGAUCUAAGCAAAAGCUGAUAGUAACAUGUAUGUUUGGUCACCUUUGGUUGCUUGUAGAAAAUAAUCAAUGCAGCCUACAAAUAUGUGCUGUAGAAUGGUAUGAAUGUCUAGUUAUACGGUAUGUGCUGUUAUAAGAAAAAGCUUAUCUAUUAUUCUUUUUUUAGAAACUCACAAAACUAUGCUAAUCUUUGAAGAAAUCCUCAAAUCACUGCAUGCAUGAUGCAUCUACUCAAAGAUAAACAAUUUUGUGUUUCCUAUACUUAAUGCACAUUCACCAAGGAUUACGUUCUGUCAGAUAAGCAUUGGUGUUGACUUUACUAUUUAUAAAUAGAGACCAGGGAGAAAGUGCAAGUGUUUUAAAAUAUAUGGAAUGUAAAUCUGUGUCAAGAGUAAUCUGAAACAUUCAAGCAGAUUUAGCAAAAGGGAAAUCCAAGAUGGUUACUUAUCUGAAGGAUGUCCACCUCACUAUAUCAACUAACUGAUGGUGUGAUCUAACUAACAAAUGUAAGUUAGCAUAAUGUUUCUAGAUUACAUCAGAAAAUUUAUAAAGAAAUUGAAUUGCUCCCAGCAUCAGCCCUGAGGAAGAUGCCAUGUCUAGCUGCAAACAUGAAUGAGAGAGUAAUAUGAUAAACGAAAUUCUGAGACCAUCUUCUAGUCUUAAGAAGACAAAGAAUGUGUUUGAAUGGAUGGGACCUAUGAGUGUGAAUAGAAUCAAAGUUUCCUUAAAAGAGAAGUUUAAAGUCAGACAUACAAGUGACAAAAUGGCUACAAACACUUAAUAAACAAGCCUCAUGAGCGUUAAAGUACAAAUAUCUGCUUAGUAGUUUUAUGAUUUGACCCUCACAUACAAGUCAGAAUUGUCAAAGGACAAACAGAGAUUAAGAGAUUGGAGAUACCUUUCCAACAAAGCUUUUCAGUUAACCUUAGUGGCAGUUCAUUCUCCUCAAGUCCACAAGGAUCCAUUCUUGAUCCAGUUCCUUUCCCCCAAUACAUGUUUCCCUAGCAUCUAGUUUUUAUAAAUAUGGAUUAUCCAAUCAAGGCUCUGUGAAAUUCCGAGUGGACUGUUUGGAAGACAAUUAAACUUGGAUGUCACUGAAUUUUCUUAACCUAAAUUAAAGUAAAACUGAAAUUGCAUUGUUUGGAUCCCGUGGCUUGGUUGAUACACCGAAAUGUAACCUUGGCCUGCGGACAUCUAACAGUAAACCUACUGUAAAUAUUUGGGUGUACUAUUUCAUAGCACCCUUAAGUUUGAAAAGCAGAUAAUUUCCAGUUAUUUUCAGCUAAAGGUUUUAGCCAAAGUUAAGACUUUUCUUACUUUAAAUGAAUUGGAGAACAUGGUCCACGCUUUUAUUACAUCUUGGCUUGAAUACUUUAACUCGUUCUGUACGGGAGUCAGUCAGUCAUUCAUCUCCCACCUGCAGAACAGUUCAGAACGGUGCUACUCAGAGAACACAUUACUACCGUUCUAGCUUCCUUCCAUUGGCUUCCAGUUUGCUUUAGCAUUGACUUUAAGAUUUCACUGUUUGAUUUUAAAGUCCUUGAAUGGGUCAUCAACACCUUGCUGCUCAGACCUUGUGCAUUAGCACACCCCUGAAAGGCCACUUAGAUCUUCUAACCAAAUGCUGCUGAAUGUUGCCAGAUUGAUGUUGAAACACGGGGUUGUUGUGCCUUUUUAGUCACCGACCCAAACUACCACUUUACAUCAGGACUGAACCUACUUUAGGUACAUUUUAAUCACAUCUUAAAAUUCCCUCAAAGUCUCUAUCUUUUAAUUCUAAUUGAGUUUUUGAUUGUUAUUCCUACUUGUUUUACUCUUUUUAUGUUGGGUUUCAAUUUUUAUAUUUUUUUGGUUUUUAUUGGUACAGCACAUUUGUCAAAAUGACUUUAUAUACUUGCGUAUAAGUCGGGUCUUGAAACCCGAAAAAUUGAUCAUAAAAUCAGACUCUGACUUAUACGCCCGUU